AUGGCGGGAGCAAUAACCGCGAUUCCUGGGCAAGACCCCCAGCUCGCGGAGUUGAUGAAAUACUCCUACGAUGACUAUAAGGGGAUAUUUUCCAUGAACCCACAAAUUCAACAGAAGUUUGAAGACCAUUUUAUCAACUUCGUCCAGAUUCUCUUCGGUCGGUACGAUGUGAUGCGCUACACCUCCGAGCUGCUACACAUUUUGUAUCGCUUGAUCUCGAUCAAGUUUUCCAAGCACCCUCGGCUGUUCGAAGACGCGAACAACGGAGCAGAGACAUACGCUCACUGGCUCAAGGAGUUCGUCGAACGGAGUGACAACACACCUCUUCCCGAGAUCCCUCGAACUCCCGAGGCCUUAAAGUACAUCGAAUCACUAUUCGUGGCCAUUCGGUUCUGGAAGGGACGAUUACACCUUGAUAGGUCUAAGACCUAUGACCUCGAGAGUUUUGAUGACGCCGAGGACAAGAUUAUGCGUGGGAAGAAAGAUAGCGCUGACGAGCACUCGUUUAGCAGCGUUGAGUCGUAUCGAAUUUGCAGAGCCCUGCUCAUUUAUGAGCUAUUCUGCAUGUUAUUCCAGCGCCAUCCCGACACGUUCUACAAUGGCCGUGUUUCCGAGCAAAUGCUCUUUAUCCAGGCCUUGCAGCCCUUUCUCUUGAACGAAUUGGAUGCCGUCUAUGGAAUGAUCGAGUGUCACCUAGCUGCACUUUGGCGAAUGGGUUCUUCCAUUUGUCGGAAGGCCGUUCCCUUAGAUCCUGGACGACAUGUCACACCUAGCAGCGUCGGACUGGAGAGCUUCAUGAGCACGGGUCUUAUAGAGCUUUUCAACAUGUUAACCUCUGAUGAGUUUGACGCAGGCUUCUAUGCAACCGACCAAGCUGCCAUAGAUGACUACUUUUGCUGGUGGGAGGAGGCGCAGCGACUUGACGCGAACGUGUUUUUCAACACACCCUUGUCGCUUUAUUCUCAAAGAUCCCUAGCAGCAGACAGUGUUCUGAUACCUAACAUGGUAUCGCCAGACAUGGGACGUUGGCGUGGCGCGCCGAACAAAUCAAACGAGCCAUCAUGGCUGAGCAAGUCUUUUUCCGCUCACAAUGCCUCUUCGGCAGAGUAUUCUCGAAUCGCAGGGCUGAUUGCCAAUGACCCCCAGAAUUGGAACGGACUCGCCUUCUGGGAAAAAGACCGUUUCGAUCGUCAUUUCCGAUUAUUGCAGUCCGAUCCGGUCAUCAACCGAGCGUUCCCUAUCGCGAACCACGAUACUAGACCUAAGAAUGCAGCUACUAUGUCUUAUUUCAGAAACCAUGACCCUCGUAAGGAUCGUUCUCCGGUCGCUUUGUCCCGGCAAUCCAUUGCGACUUACAACCGGAUCUUGGGCCCCUCCACAUAAACCAUCAAGGCAUCAGUGCCCCAACGUUUACCUUUCACCUUAGUCACCGGGACUUCUAACAUUGUCGCACGGCUACCUAUUUGCGAAAAUCCCAAUUAGGUGUUCGUUGAACCUGCCUAUGAGAUUAGGAUACGGAAGAUAUCCUACCUACCUUACCAAGAAUCGUAUUUCCAGGGGGGAGCAAAUUCGACUGCAUCCCAUUACCCCUUUUAGUCUUCAAAGACUACUCACUGCUUAAGCUUCUGGGACUUUUUCUUAAAGUCGAAAAAUACCGCCAUCCGAGUCGCCGAACUUCUGC
Molecule: messenger RNA, 1681 nt
Organism: Annulohypoxylon maeteangense
Lineage: Eukaryota; Fungi; Ascomycota; Sordariomycetes; Xylariales; Hypoxylaceae
Exons: 1
Coding region: 1-1383 (460 amino acids)
Source: RefSeq, a predicted model, not a curated record